AUGGAAUCGGCAUGCGCCGGUGCUUACUCGGCGGCUUCGUCGGCUGUAUGGUGGGCCGCGUCCUUGCCGCCGACGUGCAGGGAAAGCAUGGCUCACGCAGCCCUUACUUGCAGCGGAGCGACGCCCCGGUACUUCACCCCGGGCUUUGGGCCUCUCGCUCUCGGGUGGGGUUGGCUUGUCGUGGGCGUGCUCAUCGACCUUCUUUCCCGGCGAGCUGUGAGUGCGGUCGUCGCGCUAGCGGGCGGUCGCCCAUCGCCACACACCCCGUCAAACUGGGAGGCCCUGAUGUGCGAGCUCGCGGCCCGCACCCAGGACCCGCACCGGCACGAGGUGUUGCAGUACAUACUGCAAGGCGGCGAGACGGCGUUGGACGAACUCUCGCAGGCAUCAGGUCGCACGUCGGCCUCUUUGCUGGCUCACCUUCUCGCCGACGAUGCGGUCGCCGAUGGUGCGGCCCAGCGACCCGCGCGCCGACGCACGACCGGGCGAGUUGGGGAAGCUGCCCACCCGGGCCCGCCAUGCGGCGCUGCCGUUGCGCAACGCCGAGAACGAGCCAUGCAUGCGCUUGCCCAAAUGCAGUUGCUCCCCAGUACCCGCCCGGCCGCACUGCGCGACCGCCAAGCGGACCUCGAUGCUGCCGAGACCCUGUCGGACUUGUUGAGCACGAUCACUCCUUUCGCGUCACCACGUGGAGAGGCUCCAGAUGCGCUCACGGGCGCGAUGGCACCAGACGCAGCAGGAGAGGCGACACGGGGCUUCACGCCGCCAUCAACACCGCCGGUGACGGAUCAGGGCGGAGCAUGCACCGGCUACGAUGCUCGGCAGGUCGUGCCUCCUGCCAGCGGCGUCGCGCCACUACCAUGGCAGGAUGCUCGCCCGCCGAGCUCAGCGCCCGGCGAGCGCAGCGACGCCACUCCAGGGUUCACGCCACCUGCAUCGCCGACGCUGCUGCCAGCCCCUGCCCGCGAGCCGCUGUGCUGGCGAGACGUGUUCGUGGCUGUUCGUACCACUGCUCCACGCCGGUGCCGGCGCAAUGACACCGGCAGCUACGCAGGCUUGGCAAUCCCACCCCGCAUCGGCACGCGCUUCGCUGAGCUGGCGGGAGCCUUACGGAGAGCGGCCCCCGCACUGCCAUCCACCAUCCUCCGUUUCUUGCACGCCGAGCUAGCCUGCAUCGACCGCGACCCGGCUCACGGAGCGGCCGCGGCCGACGUUGCGUCGGCUGAAGCGCUGACCGCUAUGCCGCCGGCGCCUGUGCCACUACCAAGCGCACUCGCCCUCUGCAUGAAUGCACAAGGCUUGUCCCUCAACGGCGUUGGGCCGGAUGUGAUUAGCAUUCACCAUCAGUGCCACGACCGUGCCGUAACUUUCGACUUUGUUGGAAGCCUCUCUGGUUGGUGGUCCAAGCAAGUUGGUGUGUCAGAAGCAGCAGCGGGUCCUGCAGCCGCUGAUUCCGACGACGAGAAGCUCUUUGAAUGGCAUUCCUGGACGGCAUGCGCGGCCCAUGAUGGGCACAACAGCUGCAAGUGGGGUCAUCAAGGAUUGUUCAAUGAUUCCUUCUUGUUGGAAAGCUGCUAUGUCGGUGUUAUGGCCAUGCGAGCGUGCUUCCACCACGCCGCCUCGCACUUGGCGGACUGGUUGGUGCAAGUGCUUAGCCCAAAGCGGCAGGAUGAACUACCUGCCGUCAGUGAUCUUUUUCUGCUGUGGUGUGCACUGGGCAUAGACCAAGACAUCGCCAAGUUGUUGUCUGAGAUGCAACUUUUCUGGUUGGGUGGGACUUUGGUUGUGCUCCACAGUGUUCUCGACGACAGCAACUGGCUCGAGGCCAUUUCCACAUGCCUGCUGAGUGUAUGGCGCCCGCCGGCGUUCACCACAUCCAGGUGGUGCACAGUCGGCGCCUCCUGCAGAGGCUUGCUAUCCGGAUUGGUCACCGGUUAUCCAGCUUUUUUGCAAUGGCUACACACUGCCGGCAAGCUAGGAGAUUACGAAUGGCACGGCUGCAAACGCCUGGAUGCCAAAGUGUGGCACUUCGCCGCUGUUGUUGGGCUGUCUUCCUACGUUUCUGACAGUUUCUUGGCCAAAGUACUGAAGGAUUCUCGAGUGGCCCAGACGCAGCAAUCCUUGCAAGAAGUUCUUUGGAAUGAGUUUCUAUUUUUGGAUGUUCUGCCGCAGCAAUUUUGGGACAUGUUGUCUGGCCCAGUGCAGAUGACGUCGCAAGCCGUAAGAUCUGGAGUGAUAGCUGGAGCUCUGAUUUCGUGGAGCUUCCUGGAGUGGAGGGUCCUUCUUGUCGCCAGUUCGCUUCCGUGGCGUCUGUGUUCCGGCAGUGUGGAGGCCAAUGUGGACGAAUUGCUUCAACAAGCCGAGCCUCCAGACACUGGAAUUGCAUUCAAGAUCUGGGCUUUGGGUCAGGCCGGUUACAACCGCACUCGCUUAGCGCGCGCGGUGCAGCUGCUAGGCCAGUGCUCUUGGACCAGUGCCUUCACAGAGAAGCAGCACGGGUCAACCAGCGUUGUAAAGAAGCGCCACCCAGAUUACGGGGACAAUCAUUUGACAGCGAGAGCUUUCAUACACACGUUUGCUCAGAUGCUUCCAUCGUCUUCUGCUUGCGACCAGCGGCAGGUGUACCUUGCCCAUGUCAUGCAAAAAGCGCGGGAGAAGGAGGCCUCCGACCCAAAGCAGCCCAGGUACAACCGAGCAAAGAUCAUGAAGCUACACGGGCAGCAGUGGACUUCACUCCCUGAAGAGUCCAAGGCAUCGUGGGAUCGACAAGCUGCGUUUGAGAGAAGUGCCACGUGGCAGUCUCGGCAGAAGGAGUGCGACAAUCUCAAGCAGCAGUUGGGUUUGCUUAGCGAAGCAGGUUCUGGUUCUGAUUCUAAGGCACCUGGCAGUUCCAUGCUAAUUUCACAAUGCCGCUUGAGCACGUCUGAGCAAUGCAGACUGCAGAGCAUGAUCGACGACUCCAAGCUCACAGAGAAGUCCGUAGAGAAACUGCGCGCGAAGUCUCUGCAGUGCCCGCCGCCUGUCCCUGACCAGGACUUGGACAGUUGUCUGGGCCAUUCGCAACUCCGUCGCGACAGGCCGACGGAGAUGCCUGCAACGGCGCGGCGCAUUUGCCAGAUGAGGGAUCACUUUGCGCAGUCUGUUUUCCUUGUCGAGCAUCCGCAAGGAUCGCGAUUCUACAGGUUUCUCUUUGCUAUGCUCAACCCUGUUCGGCUUUUCCUGCUGGAUUUGGGUGACCUUGAAUGCCCUGUGCCUGCAGUGACUUCUGGCCCUCCGUGCUUCAAUCAACAGUGGCAGGCUUCGGUGCCUUGGCAAUGGUCCUUUUUGCCUGGACGGUUUUCAUCAGCAGAAGUGUUUGACGUGUCUCCCAAUGUCCAGAUUGGGGUUUUCCUCCACAGCUGGUUUUCCUCGGAGGGCUCUUUAUGCAGUCGUGAUGUCCUUCAACCCUUAGACUUGAUUCUGGACGCUGCUGCUUCCGAGAAGAAGGUUGCCAAGGAUCCUGACAAGUCUGCCCAAUCGCAUGCGACGUUUGACUGCGAAGGCACAGAUGAUGCAGAUUUUAGCUCUGAGGACAUCCAGUAUGACGACCUCUUCGAGCAACUGGAAGAGCAGCGGUGUGUGAUCAAUGCGGCUUUCGAGACCUUGGCGGAUCAGUUUCGCACCAGCCUCAUAGGCGGAGACUGGCAGCUUCGUCGCACCGGGCGGGUGGUGUAUGGCGUUAGGAUAGAUGUCAAAGCUGGUUCCUCGAUGGCGGAAUUCUGCGCCAAGUUCUCUCUGGCGAAGUCUGCAGGCUUCGAGCAGUCCGUCUACGGGGACGAACCGGGACAGGCAUUAGGGAAGCUGUUCAUCCAUCGAAUGUCGUUCCUGAUGCAGCUGUGGGAGGACCUCGGAAGGCCAGACCACGGGAUCCCUGCGGACAGGCUCACGGACUACGUGCCUGCGCCCGACUUGGAGACAGUCUUGUCUACAACGACGGGCCGUGUCCAGCAGAGGUACCGCAAGAUUCUAGCGCUAGCUCCCAAGGCACCCAGAGCUAGAUGA
Molecule: messenger RNA, 4041 nt
Organism: Symbiodinium sp. CCMP2592
Lineage: Eukaryota; Dinophyceae; Suessiales; Symbiodiniaceae
Source: the annotation of a GenBank genome assembly